AUGGGGAAAGAGUCUGGACAAGACCAGCCACUGGGCCAGGUCACUCUGUCCCUGCCAGACCCAGGGCAGCCCCCGGCUUGGCGCAGGCACAGGCUGCCUGGCGAGGGUGUCAGGGCUGCCCUGGGCUCUGCCGACUCCGGGUCCCCACAGUUCCAGGGGGAGUGGUUUGUUGUCGGCCUGGCGGGCAGCACCCACAGGAAGACAGACGGUUCCUUGCUGAGCCCGUUCACUGCAACGUUUGAGAAGAAUGAAAACGGCAGCCUUAAAGUGUCAUAUGCCAUGACCCGGGGCCACCGCUGUAUCACCUGGUCUUAUGUGCUGAUCGCAGCGGCCCAGCCUGGGGGCUUCUCAGUGGACAACACAGCGGCGCCCGGGAAAGGCCCCGAGGAGGUCCAGGUGCACGACGCUGACUACAGCGUGUUUGCUCUGAUGCUGUCCAGGAGACGGUCGGGCGGUCAGAGCGUCCUCACGGUCAGCCUGCUGUGCAGGACGUGGCUGAUACGGACCCGGGUGCUGGAGAGGUUCGUCCACCUGGUCAGAGCUCAGGGCCUCUCGGAUAACAACGUCGUCUUCCCGGACUUGGCCGGUCCCGGGCUCUCAGGCUGGGGCGGGAGCCCGGACCCAGCGUAGGUAGCUGCCCAUGGGCCUCAAAAGCCCUGUGGGGGCCCGGCGGACUGGUCCCCCCAUCCGAGCAGCCGUUGAAGGUGGACGCAGCUCCUCCCCGGCCAAGGCCUGUGUCACUGCCCCCGCACUGCUCUCGGCAUGAAAUAAACGCUCCGUGCUGGGA
Molecule: messenger RNA, 787 nt
Organism: Herpailurus yagouaroundi (jaguarundi)
Lineage: Eukaryota; Metazoa; Chordata; Mammalia; Carnivora; Felidae
Gene: LCN12
Product: lipocalin 12
Exons: 5
Coding region: 1-630 (209 amino acids)
Molecular function (GO): small molecule binding
Source: RefSeq, a predicted model, not a curated record